Daucus carota subsp. sativus is the source of this 1170-nucleotide messenger RNA. RefSeq names its product F-box/kelch-repeat protein At3g23880. Lineage: Eukaryota; Viridiplantae; Streptophyta; Magnoliopsida; Apiales; Apiaceae. Gene Ontology annotation, molecular function: protein binding. The transcript has a single exon. The coding region runs from base 1 to 1170 and encodes 389 amino acids. The record is from RefSeq and is a predicted model, not a curated record.
AUGGCUAGACGGCUGUUCCGGCGACGGAUGCCUAGACGUGUGACCUGCCGAUGGUUGUUGAGAGGCAAGAAAACAAGUCCGCCGCCUCACUAUUCUACGCCUGAUUAUUCCUCCUUGCCUGAUGAAAUACAAGAGCAGAUACUCUUGAAACUACAAUGCUUUAAGUCUAUUGUAACAUGCACUUCUGUCUGCAAAUCAUGGUAUGUUUUGAUCAAAUCACGCGGCUUUAUUACCAUGCACCUCUCUCGUCCACUUAGUAAUGCAGAGUAUUUUCUCUGCUCGUAUUCUAAACGAUUUUGUUAUUCGAUAAGAAAUUAUAAUAGUGAAAGACUUGAAGGCUAUCAUGGCUUGAUUUUUCCUGAGAGGAGGGUUACACUACAUGGGAGCUGCAAUGGAUUAAUUUGCUAUACCAAAUUAGAUGAUGUUUUUAGUCAAAUUUAUUUAUGGAAUUUUACUAUUCGGAAAUUGAAAAUUCUGCCAAAAUCCAAAUAUUUUUCACAGCACACUGCUUAUGGAUUUUGGUACGAAAGAAAUUCUGACGAUUACAAGGUUGCGAAGAUCUCUUGUACAGAGGUAUUUAGGGUUGAGGUGUAUAGUCUGAGCAGCAAUUCAUGGGAUCUGAUCGCGACUAGUGGUCCUUCAUAUUCCAAGACUUUCUUUGAUAAAGUUGUACAUGUUAAUGGUACUUUGUAUUGGCUGGCAUCGGACCAAAUAUAUUGGUGGAGAAAUAGGAGGAUUAUUUCUUUAAAUAUGAAAGAUUUAAUGUUUCGAGAUACUCUAGUGUGGCAUGCAGAGGAAAGCAGAUCAGUUGUAACGUUUGAUAUGUUGGGGGCAGGCGGUCGUGUCAUUCUUUUGUUUUCUUUUUAUAACUCGGGAACGGACCAUAUGGGCAUACAUGUGUAUGAUGAAAAUUUGAACGAUCUAUAUAGGUAUGAAUCUGGAAGUAGUGAGAAAGAAUAUUUUCGUCCACUGGGUAUGAGAAGCAGCGGCAAUGAAGUUCUUUUUCAGAAGCUUGGUACUGAUGCACCAAUUGUGGUUUUUGAUGCAGGGGAUUUCAAAUUCAAGGAGUUUUGUUCCUCAACCAAAACUAUUUUCCGGGCAAUACCUUUUGUGGAGACCCUGGUUCUACUUGAUGAUGGAGACUCUAGAUCACUUCCAAAUGCUCCAUAA